This is a messenger RNA of Sporothrix brasiliensis 5110, 1311 nucleotides long. RefSeq lists its product as uncharacterized. The record is from RefSeq and is a predicted model, not a curated record. The coding region runs from base 1 to 1311 and encodes 436 amino acids. Gene Ontology annotation, molecular function: aspartic-type endopeptidase activity. NCBI's taxonomy places the organism in Eukaryota, Fungi, Ascomycota, Sordariomycetes, Ophiostomatales, Ophiostomataceae. Gene Ontology annotation, biological process: proteolysis. The transcript has 2 exons.
AUGGCUACCGAGCGAAGACGAGUCGACAAUCCGGUGCAACGAGACCGGUUACGACGCAGGUCGACCACCGUGGAAGUCAGUCUAGACAACGAAGAGACUCUUUACUUUGUGAAUUCUCUCCGCCUUCAUAUCGACACCGGCAGUAGCGACCUGUGGGUAAAUACACCCAGCUCGACGCUGUGCAAGCAGGCAUCGCAACCCUGUGCCUUUGCUGGCACAUACACGGCCAACUCCUCCUCAACAUACGGCUACGUGGGGAGCUACUUCACAAUCUCCUACGUCGACGGCUCGGGAGCCAGCGGCGAUUAUGUGACAGACAAGGUCAGCAUCGGCACAAACGGUUCUACAGCCCUCUCAAAAAUGCAGUUCGGUGUCGGCUACACCAGCUCAUCCUCUCAGGGUAUCCUGGGUAUCGGUUACGCAAUCAACGAGGUGCAGGUGGGCCGCGCAGGCAAGGCGACCUAUCCCAAUCUACCAGCCCAGAUGGUUGCAGACGGCAUCAUCCAGAGCAACUCCUACAGUCUAUGGUUGAACGACUUGGACGCAGAUACGGGCAGCAUCCUGUUUGGUGGCGUUGACACCGCACAGUAUUCUGGUUCCCUUCACACACUGCCUGUUCAGAAGCAGGCAGGCGCCUUCUCGGAGUUCCUCGUGACCUUGACGGGCCUCCAGCUUGGCUCGGCCACCCUCGCCAGCAACAUGGCUCUGGCCGUGCUCUUAGAUUCGGGCUCGUCACUCACAUACCUUCCCGACUCCAUAGUGCAGACCAUCUUCAACCAGGUCGGUGCCACGUACGACGCUUCCGAGGGUGCCGCCUAUGUGCCCUGCUCCCUGGCCGACAAAGCCAACUCGAGUGUGACGUUUGAAUUCUCGAGCCCGUCGAUCACGGUGGGUAUUGAUGAGCUGGUGCUUGACUUGGUCACGGCUAGUGGCAAGCGUCCGACCUUCCGGAACGGCCAGACUGCCUGCCUGUUUGGCAUCGCCCCUGCCGGCACGGGAACAAAUGUCUUGGGUGAUACGUUCCUGCGCUCGGCCUAUGUUGUUUAUGAUCUCGACAACAACCAGAUUUCGCUGGCCCAGACCGUUUUCAACACGACCGCGUCCAAUGUCGUGGAAAUCGGCACUGGCGCCUCGAGUGUUCCGGACGCCACGCUCGUAACCAACUCUGUCGCUGCAACGUCUGGGCUGACUCUUGUGGCAAACGACAGCAAGGCCAACGGAGCCGCGGCGUUUUCUAGCCAAGCAGUCGUUGCCAUCUUGGCAGCAGUUGCCUCUUCCGCUCUCGUUGGGCUGAGCAUGAUAUUGAUUUGA